Molecule: messenger RNA, 2898 nt
Organism: Plasmodium berghei ANKA
Lineage: Eukaryota; Apicomplexa; Aconoidasida; Haemosporida; Plasmodiidae
Product: serine/threonine protein kinase, putative
Exons: 1
Coding region: 1-2898 (965 amino acids)
Biological process (GO): protein phosphorylation
Cellular component (GO): cytoplasm
Molecular function (GO): protein serine/threonine kinase activity; ATP binding
Source: RefSeq, a predicted model, not a curated record
AUGGAUUAUUUAGAUAAUAAAAAAAGCGUUAAAAUAGUAAAUAAUAACAAUGAAACUCCAAAAAUAUCGGAAAAGCUUUAUAAAAAAAGUUAUAUAAAGAAUAAGAAAAAUGAUGAAGUUAAAAUCGGUUCAGAAUUAUCAUCACAUAAUGACAUAUUACAAUUACCUAGUAUAUUAAAUAAUCAAAUAAAAAUAAUAAAAACAAAUGAAAGUUGUUUUAAAGAUUAUAUUGUUUUAAAUAAUUUAGGAAAAGGUACAUAUGCAGAGGUAUGGAAAGUUAAACAUAAAGUAACAAAUGAAAUAUUUGCAGCUAAAUUAUUACAACCAAAUCAGUUUCCAAAAGAAUCAUUCAAUAGAAUAGUAGAAAUGUUUACUAAAGAAAUAAUUAAUUUAUCUAUAUGUCAAUGUCCCGGUGUAAUUAAAUUACAUAAAGUUAUAGGAGGAAAAGAAGGAUGGAUACUUAUACAAGAUUAUGCUAAUGAUGGUACAUUAUGGAAAGAAAAUUUAUCAAAUAAUAUGAGCGAGGCAUUUUUAUAUUUCAUUCAAUUAUUACAAGGUAUGUGGUAUAUACAAGAUAUGAAUAUUGUACAUAGAGAUUUAAAACCAACUAAUAUAUUAAGAUAUAGUAAUAAAAAAAUCGUAAUAGCUGAUUUCGGUUGGUCUGAACAUAUUGAUUCAUGUAAUUUACAUCCAAAUGAAUGGCCAGGAACAUUAGAAAUAAACCCCCCUGAAGUUUUAAGAAAUACUGGUCCUAUGACAGAAAAAAUUGAUAAUUAUGCACUUGGAAUGAAUAUGAUUUUAUUCAUAUCUGGUAGAUUCGUUUGUAGACAAAAAGGAGUAGAAUGCUCUAAAGUUGCUCAAAUAAUUUUAAAAACUGUUCAUAAUUUAAGAUAUUCUAAACCUCCUAGCAGAUUUCGAGAAAAUUUAAAAGCAUGGGAUUUAUUUGUUAAAUUGACAUCAUCAAACCCUAAUGAAAGAUUAAGUUUACAAAAUGUUUUAGAUCAUCCAUGGGUUACUGAAAUGUUAAAUAAUUUUAGCUUGCAAAAUUCCAAAUUUUUAUGGCAUGAAAAAAUAAAAACUCGAUGGAUUUAUCUUUUGUCAAAUAAUUGGAAUUUUUUUAAAAAUAUUUCAUCGAUUUCUAAUAGUAAAAUAAAUAAAAUUAAUGAUACAAAAAAAGAUACUAAUGAAUGUUUUGUUAAAUCACUUCCUACAUCUAAAGAAACGAUUAUUACAGAUAUAGAUACACAAAAAAAUAGAGACGAUAAAAAAAAUGGUAAUGCAAUUAUAAGUGAAAAUACCACUAGUUCUGGAAAAGAAAAAUAUUCAAAUGCUGCUCUCAAAAAGGAUUAUGAAAUUUUAUAUUACAUAAUGAAGAACAAUUUUAAAAAUAAAGUUAACUGCUGUUCUGUAAAGAGAGCUGAUUCUAUAACUAGUAAAAAUGCCGAAAAUAAAUCUGAAAAAAAAAAAAAAAAUACUACAAAAAUGGAUAUAAUUAAUACUACCAAAAAAAAUGACCAUAGCAUUAUAAAUGAAAAUAAUAAUCAAAACUAUGAUUCUUCUGAAGAUCUAGAUGAAGAUAACACAAUAAUUCACGACGAAAUAAAAAAAAAAAAAAAAGAAACAUUUACAAUUAAUCAUAAUAUUGAAAAUACUAAUGAAAAUUUAUUAAAAAAAAAAAAAUCUGAACAUAAUAUAAAAAAUAUAAAUUCAUCUAUUUAUAUUGAUGAAGAACUUGAUCAUUUCAGUAAAGACAAUGAUAGUAUAAGUAGCGCCGGUAAAACUGCCACAACAACUACUACCAUUACAACUACUGCGAAUAAUAACUGUGUGCGAAGAAAAAAAAAAAAUGGAGACGACAUUCAACAUAUCGGGACUAACCAAACAAAGAAUAAUAUUAUCAAUGAUGGACAUAAAAAUGAAGAAUAUAAUAAUAUUUUACAAAAAAAAAAAACAUACAAAUAUGAUAAAGUUGUUUUAAACAAUGAACUUAAACAACGUGAAAACAAAAAUUUAUUUCAAUUAAAAAAUGAAACCAAAAAAGGAAAUUCUAAAAUAAGUGAACAAUAUGAAAUAAUCAAAGAAGAUGAAAAUGACGAAAAUUAUGAAAAAAAAAAAAAACUAGCUAAAGAAGUUAAUAAUAUGAAAUAUAACUAUUGUAGUAGUAAUGAAAAAAUAAGUUUUUUGGCAAAUAAAAGUAAAAUCCAAGCUUUUAAAAAUAACGAAAAUAUUAAUAAUAUAAUAAAAAAUAAUUCAGUUAUUGUAAAUUAUAAUAAUAAAAUUAAUAGUUCAAUUCAUCAAGUUAAUAAAAAUGAAAAUACAACUUUCGAAAAUAUAGGAAAACAAAAUAUUAAUGUUGGAAAAAUGUAUUCAGAUAAUUACCCAAAUUUUAAUGAUACUAAAAUUCCUGAAUUAUAUAAUACAGAUAAAAAAAAUAAAACACAACUUGAAACAAAUAAAAUAAAAGAAAAAAAUUAUGAUCAUUUUAAUUGUAGUUUUCAAAAAUUCAAAGAAUCGAAAAAUAAUAAUUUUCCAAAAUAUUUUAUAAAUGAAGAGGUGCUAGAUAAAAUUAAUAAAAUUAGUAAAAUAAAUAAAUUAAAUAAUAAUACAAAAGUUAGUAAAAUGAAUAAAGUAAAUAAGUUUAUAGAUGGAAGUAACGAAUUAAUAUCAAAACAAGACACCCAUAUAAGCAAUACACACACACACAAAGCUACUAAUUUAGACACAAUGCAAAAAAUUAAUAAAUUAAAACAAAAAAAAGAUAUAUUUACAAAAUACUGUGUAAAACAAAUCGAUUUACAAAAUAAAACACAAAAAGAGGAUACUGAAAAAGAUCAAAAUCACAUCAAACUAUGUACUAAUAAUUUUAAUAAUCCAGGAAAAACCAUUAAAUAUAUUUAA